Messenger RNA from Lycium ferocissimum, 1333 nucleotides. Its product is annotated as vesicle-associated protein 1-3. Lineage: Eukaryota; Viridiplantae; Streptophyta; Magnoliopsida; Solanales; Solanaceae. The coding region runs from base 232 to 954 and encodes 240 amino acids. Gene Ontology annotation, biological process: endoplasmic reticulum membrane organization. The transcript is spliced from 8 exons. The record is from RefSeq and is a predicted model, not a curated record. Gene Ontology annotation, cellular component: endoplasmic reticulum membrane; plasma membrane.
UCCACCAAAGUCUCCAAAAUAUUAAUAUUAAUAUUCAAAUCAAAUCUAAAAGAUUACCUAAAGCAAAAUUUCAUUUUCUUCAUUGUCAGGUUUGUUCAUGCGCUGACUAGAAAAUCCGAUCAUUCCUAGCGAAAAUAACCAAAGAAAAAAAAAUAACCCUAAAAAAGCUUGAAUUUCUUCUCCUUAAAUAAUCAUAUCAAUAUUCCUAUCAAAUUUGGUUGAGACAUAGCCAUGACUACCGGUGAAUUCAUCAAUAUUUAUCCCUCAGAGCUCAAAUUCCCAUUUGAGUUGAGGAAGCAGAGUUCAUGUUCUUUGCAAUUAAGUAACAAGACUGAUCAAUACAUUGCAUUCAAGGUUAAGACGACAAACCCGAAGAAGUACUGUGUUAGGCCUAAUGCUGGUGUUGUUUUGCCUGGUUCUUCAUGCAAUGUGACAGUUACAAUGCAAGCACAGAAAGAGGCACCUCCUGAUAUGCAGUGCAAGGAUAAGUUUUUAAUUCAGAGUGCUAUAGCACCCAAUGGUACAACUAAUAAAGACAUCACUCCAGAAAUUUUCAAUAAGGAGGAUGGGAAAAUUAUUGAUGAAUUUAAAUUGAGGGUUGUUUAUUUUCCCGCAAAUCCUCCCUCUCCCGUGCCUGAAGGGUCUGAAGAAGGCGGUUCUCCCAGGACCUCGUUGACUGAAGAUGAGAGUAAAAGCUCUUCGCUUCCAGAAGCAGUGUCACGAUCUUUGGAGGAGCCGAAAGCAAAAUCAUCCCCUUCGGAGGCAUGGUCUUUGAUUUCGAGGUUAACUAAGGAGAAAGCUUCUGCUCUUCAACAAAAUCAGAAAUUACGUCAGGAAUUGGAGCUGGUAAGAAAAGAAAACAGCAAAAGCAAUGCUGGCGGCUUCUCGAUGCUGUUCGUUGUGCUGAUUGGUCUUAUAGGUCUUUUGGUUGGGUACCUGAUCAAGAAGACUUAGUUGGAACGAGACGCUCUUUGAUUCAUAGUUGCAUGCCCAGAAAAAGUUGAUGGCAUCCUAGAAUUUUAUUUUUCCCCUUUUUCCUUACGGACUUCUGCACUAGAAGUAGGUCGUUCUGCAGUCAUCUACAGUGUAAAAAUAUUAUAGUUCUUUAUGUAUUAUGGGCAUUUGAAUACUUGAUUCGAUUUUAACUAGAGUAGGAAAUUAUUCAAUAGCUUCUUUAUUCAUGUGAACAAGAAGCUGUUAUAUUUCUUGAAAGUGAAGUUUCUCAUCACCAAGUGUCCUGCGAUUGGUUCCUGGUGAAGCCAAUGACAUUCUUUUCGUGUCAUCUUCUAUUUUUGUGGAUAACUUCUAAAUGGUACUCAGAAUUUUUUUGUCA